AAUGUCGCUUGAAGGGUACACUGGUAACUAGAUCGUAAAAUUUUAUUUUAUGCGAGAAAUUUCAAAAUGUAAAAAUCCGUACAACACACGAAAAUAUACAAAUUGUCCAAAGUAGGGUACUUUCAGUUACGAUUUUUAUUAGAUUAAAUUGAAAUCUCUAUUUGAAUUUUACAUAUGGCUUUAGCUAUGUCCAUAAAAAUGUAUGUACAUUUGAUAGCUAUAACGAAUCAAAUUUCAACAGCUUGAAGAUAAAAAUAGGUACCACGGUAUAACAUUCGACAAACUUAACACACUGCUUCUUCUUUAUUCCUUUCCUCCCCGAUUUUCUCGCGGAUCUAAGAACUACCGAUAUAAAAUUUUGGUUGGUCGUUUCUCCUCCAAGCGUUCUUUUGUGGCUUGGGCCAUUGCCAUUCCAACAAGACCAUGAACGAGAGGGAAGAAAAAGGCCAGCGAUAUACGAAGGCUUGCUGACUCGGAAAACUUUUCGUCUCCCGCGCGUAUUGAAACAGUAAUGAUAUGGGAAGAAGUCGGUGGGAUAACGAAAUGAAAACACGUGCUGAACAUCCGAAAAUCGUCCAACUUGCCGGUAAGUUGCGUCGGUGCCGUUUACGCGUUAUAGUGUUUCCGCCUGGGGAACGAUAUAGACGCUGUGUGCCGGAACUUUUACCAUAUGGUCGAAAUAAAAAUCAACCGAGGGAUAAUUAACUGUGUAAAUAGUCGCAAAUACGCAACUUCGUUACUGGACUUUUUGUACAUGGUUGACACGUUCACUGCCACGGUGUACAUCAGUGACAAACGUUUUAUUAAAUUUAGAAUAAUUGAAUUAAGAUAAAUUUCCGUGGAUUGAAAAAUUGUCGGCAAUGUGAAAAUUGAGAAAAACUGCGCAAUAUAAUAUUGUAUUAUUAUAUGAUAUAAUAUUUGUGAAAAAUAAAUGUUAUGGCGUAGUAUAUUUCAAUCUAUUGCGGCUCCGCGGAUAAACAUAAACUUCGCGUGUAAUAUGUAUAUAUACAAUAAAAAUACAUGAACUUCUUGAAGGAAAUUCACAAACCGUCCUUCAUGAGUAAGAGAUAUAUAGGUAAACACGUGACUGAAUCGAGAGAAAAAAUUUAAUUUUAUAAGAUUUCAAUCUUCUAUAAAAAAUUCAAUUCCGGUGACGUAUGCAGACACUGUGUGUUAAACGAUAAUUACAUACUUGAUUAGAAGAUUUGUUACGAGGAGGAAAAAAAUAAUUGUAAUUAUAAAUUACUAAUUAUUAUUUUUCAUUAAUUUGCAGACGACCAGCUUUCCCGUGUUUUUACUAUGACGGUUGAUUUUGGAUUGGGCAACUGCUUAGAUAUAUACGUAUAUCCUUGCAUAUUUUACACGAAACGUUCUUAUUCCAGCAGAGUAAAUAUACAUCUGCUAGAUGCUGUUUCUACAUCGCUUAAAAUAAAUACUAGUACCUAUACUGUUGAUAAUUCAAUGGAUCGUGUUCAACAAUUUUAAUCUGAGAAUAUUUAUAUCCGAAGCUAAUGUAAAAAUACCAUUAAUGUAUUAUCACAUACUUAUAUGUAUUGAUCAACGAAAUGAUCGUUUCAAUUUAUAGAAUAGCAGGCUCGUAACUAAACGUUAAGCGAUUAACCGUCACCAUCAUGAAAUCUCAGUCAGGAGCGAGCGUUGGUUCCCAUCAAGGAACUGGUACGUAGGUUUGUUAUCCUCUUUUGGUUCGUUCUACCCGCUUGCUUUUUAACGAACAUCAUUUCCGGCAGGAAAAAUAUUAUCCUCUGCCGUGGGCCGGCUUGUCACUGUUUCAUUGGAAAAUCGAUUCGGAAAACAUCGCCAUGGGGUGAAGGUAGCGGCGAGAUUACCCGGACAGCAGUGAAACGCAAAAGAUAAAACGUCGCGGCGAAUUUUCGGCCGUUGAAAGCCACGACGAGAACCGGCGGAAUGACAGGUCAUAUCUCGUUCUGCUUCUUAUUGUUCUUAACGGGCUGCUAUGAUUGCAUACUGCCGAGAACAAUAUCAUCGUUCUCAGUGGGUUACGAAGACAAUCCUUACUGCCACAUUUGCGCCAAUCACACCAUGUGCCAAUUUCCGCACGACACGGAUGGUACCAGAUGCGUGAACCUUCAGCAUACUGAUCUGAACGAGAAAGAUAUCGAGACCAUACUCGAUUGGCACAACGUUUAUCGCAACACUGUGGCGAACGGGGACGAGGAGCGAGGAAAUCCGGGCCCUCAACGUCCAGCAAAGUUCAUGAUGGAGCUGAUCUGGGAUGACGAACUUGCUCAUAUCGCGAGACGAUGGGUAGUACAGUGCAACCUUCUCGAGAAAGAUCAGUGCAGAGACGUUGGCAAGUUCAGAAAUAGUGACUCGAUUAGUGGUGAAACAGUAACUGAAAUAGCAGUAAUUUGCGGAAUUAAACGAUUCGGAGUGUGGCAGAACGUGCACGUGCUCGAUAUGUACAGCGUAGGAAACACGACGUCCACCGCGAGGAUUCGCUUUCAUAUUCAAUCAUGGUACGACGAAGUAGAAGAUUUCGAUUCUGCGGAAUUCGGAUUGGUGAAUUUCGCAGCGCGGAGCAACCUGUCUUACAUUCCGUUCGCGUCGUCGACAAUUAGGCAGAUCGGUUGCGGUCGUGCAAUUUACACGGGCAGGUCCGGGCAAUCGACAAGCAGUAGCACAGACACGCCAAUAGCCGGCCGUACAAUGGCAGUUGGAUUCGGGGAUCGCGUAGAGGCCCUCGUGUGCAAUUACGGCCCACUCGAUCGGAACACGGUAAGAGAACUGUACGAAGAUGGUGUGCCGGCUCUUUGUCCACCGGGAACGAUCCGCAGUUCACGAUACCGAGCCCUCUGUCAAAAGUUUCAGAAGCGACAGUCGCAAAAGGUGCAGCACAAGAUUCAACAGAAGCAAGAUAAAAGGAACGAUCGACCGAUGAGCAACGGGGCAUUCUUAAUCAAAUCCGCAAUUUAUCUUAUUCAACUGGUAUUAUUAUUGUUGUCGACGUAAUCGCCCACUUAUCGUCGUUCCCUGCUGUAGCACUAUCAAUAGAGCGUAUU
Bombus pascuorum is the source of this 3041-nucleotide messenger RNA. Its product is annotated as venom allergen 3-like. The record is from RefSeq and is a predicted model, not a curated record. The transcript has 7 exons. Lineage: Eukaryota; Metazoa; Arthropoda; Insecta; Hymenoptera; Apidae. The coding region runs from base 1927 to 2991 and encodes 354 amino acids.